Messenger RNA from Ziziphus jujuba (common jujube), 1369 nucleotides. Its product is annotated as protein RGF1 INDUCIBLE TRANSCRIPTION FACTOR 1-like. The coding region runs from base 435 to 1196 and encodes 253 amino acids. The record is from RefSeq and is a predicted model, not a curated record. Lineage: Eukaryota; Viridiplantae; Streptophyta; Magnoliopsida; Rosales; Rhamnaceae. The transcript has 5 exons. Gene Ontology annotation, molecular function: zinc ion binding.
CAUAGAGAGAGAGAGAAAUUUGUAGGUAAGGGAGUAGGAGAGCGAUCAGAGGCUUAAAGGUAAAGCCUCAAAGCUAAUUAGCCAAAGGUACAGUAGUUGGUCACGUUAACAGCUGCCAUGGAUCUGUUCGAAGGUGUUGGAGUUGUCAUUUGUAGGGCCAAUACAUAGAGAUUUUUCCCUAAAAAACUGAACAAAAAGAUUUGAUUUUGAUGUUCAUUAUAAUGUUUCAAUCAGCUCCUAAUUUCAUCCAUACCAACUACUACUGUGUUGCAUCAAUGUCUCUUUUUCAUUUAAUGAAAUCCCAACCUCCCACAUCGUAUAUUCAUUCUCUUCCUUAAUUGAUACCAGUCAAUUCCAGUAUCAGAAAGAACUUUGUUCCUCCUCUUUCUCUGCUCUUUUCUUCGUAAACACCAAAAUUUACAAAAAGGGUGGGUAUGAUUCCAAAUAUCCCUCAGUGGCUUGAAAUCCUUCUUGGGGAGAAGUUUUUCAUGCCUUGUAUGGUUCAUAAGCAUAUCAAAAAGAACGAAAAGAACAUCUUUUGCUUGGAUUGUUGCACUAGCUUAUGUCCCCACUGCUUACCAACUCAUCGUCCUCACUCCCUCUUACAGAUAAGAAGGUAUGUUUAUCAUGAUGUUAUACAGUUGGAUGAUGCUCAGAAGUUGAUAGAUUGUUCUCUUGUUCAAACAUACACAACAAACAGUGCCAAAGUGGUAUUUUUGAACCAAAGGCCAAUAUCACGCCCCUUCAGAGCAUCUAGUAAUUUGUGCAUCAAAUGUGACCGUAGCCUCCAAAAUUCAUUCCUCUUUUGCUCUCUUUUCUGCAAGGUAUACCACCUCGUCACCAUGAAAAAUGGUACCCAUUUGGAAAAACUCAACUGUGAAUUUUUACGAUUACCCAACAGAACGAGAAGUCAUAGCUUCUCAAAGCUUGAAGAUAACCAAAACGUCCAUGACUCAGGCCUUGACUCGCCUGUUUCACUAUCUGGGUCGACGAGCAGUACAAUUGGGGGUGUGAGUUCUGAGAGUCUCAGAACAAUUCUUCCUUGCUCAGCCGCCACCAAAUUCGUGAAGAAGAAACGUAGCAGCCUCAAUUCUGUGCCACGUGAAUUUUUCCGGCAGAUAUGCUCGCCAGCUGAUGAUGUUGCCGUCGCUAUGAAUCGCCGGAAGGGUGUUCCUUACCGGUCGCCUCUGUACUGAGUUCGGUCAUCAGUAUUGUCGUUUUGUGUAAUGCACUAAGGUUAGAAGUUCAAAUUUGUCUAUUUUCUUGUAUGCCCAGUGAUGACCACAAUUUUGUAUAACCAUUGGACUCCACUAAUUAAGAUUUAACCAAAAACAAGAAAACAAAAAUUUAGAUUUUAUACGUCUGAAUA